Messenger RNA from Exophiala spinifera, 1323 nucleotides. RefSeq lists its product as uncharacterized. Gene Ontology annotation, molecular function: misfolded protein binding. Bases 1 to 1323 code for a protein of 440 amino acids. The transcript has a single exon. NCBI's taxonomy places the organism in Eukaryota, Fungi, Ascomycota, Eurotiomycetes, Chaetothyriales, Herpotrichiellaceae. The record is from RefSeq and is a predicted model, not a curated record. Gene Ontology annotation, cellular component: i-AAA complex. Gene Ontology annotation, biological process: protein quality control for misfolded or incompletely synthesized proteins.
AUGAACAGUCCUUUUGCUCGUCAGAUCGGCUCCCGAUUGAAUCUUGGAAGCAAGACUCCUCGCGGCACUUUUUGCAAUGCCUACCACAGCGCGGCCACCCCGAAGCCUCUGCGUCGGAAGCAGCAAUGCAAUAUUUCUCGAAUGCAGACUAGAACCGCCAAAACAUACACCAGACCACCGAAUCGAUUCGAGAAGAUGGUGAUCGACGCCCGAGUGCAACACCCUAUCCUCUUUCCUUUCCUUCUGAUCGGUUGCUUCGGCUCGGUGUCGAUGCUUUUGGUGAUGGCAUACAACGAGUACAAGAAAGAUAAACUCCACACAACAGACUACCCCCCCGAGGUCGAGGAGAGACUACGUCUUGCCCUACACUACACACAUAUCCAGCCUGAUCCAGAGGCGUCGGCGAAGUAUUUCCUGCAGGCCAUUCAAAAAGCAGAAGAGGCCGGCAUGGAUCCGUUCAAGCCCGAUGCGUUAGGAAUUCGGAUACGCUUCUCGCAGAUGUGGGAAAACUUUGGACAUGUCAAGUCUGCAAUCGAGAUUCUCGAUGGCAUGAUUAAGGAUGUGGAGCAGAAACUGGCUGAGAUCGAUGAAGAACGGGCCGGAAGUCCGACCAAGGCAAGCGAAGAGGAGGAUGCAAUGAGGAGAACUCUUUUACGGGCGACUAUCCAGGCAAAGGUCAAGGUGGCAUCAUUAUAUGAAAGCGACUAUAUGCAAGACCGGUCAAUGGCUAAACAGGUCCUCUCCGAUGCCGUUGGACUUGUGGUGAAGGAGACAAAAGACCCUCAGACGAAUGGCUUCACCAAUGACAAUAGUGCAGGCAUGACGACUGGCGAGAUCGCCGCAAUGCUUUCACAAAUGGGCGAUCUCUAUGCUACCACUGGCGAGGAAGCCAAUGCCUUGCAAGUCUACAUGCUGACUCUGCAGCCUCUACGAGCCUCGUGCAACGGUACAAGAUCCUGUAAAGAAGCCCAAGUGCUCAGCAACAUUGCCUCAACGAUGGAUCUAGCACUCAAGAAACCGGAUGCAAAGAUCAAUGGCAGACCCGCGACAAAGAAUUCCUUAGAUGCUGCCAGAAAAGCAGCCAUCAACUGGGCAGACCAGGCUAUUGCAACAACAGAGGCUGUCGAGCCCGAAAAUCGAGACGAUAUCUGCGAGUUGGCUUCCCUAUCCGCGCGGAUGACUCGAGCAGACCUGCUGUUGGAGAGUGGCGACAAGGCCAAGUCGUAUGAAGCCUUUUCGAAUCUACUGCCAAUUUUGAAAGAGAAGAAUCUCCUGCCACUCAUCCAGGUAGCGGAGGAGGGCCUGAAAAGAGCCACAGCUUGA